This is a messenger RNA of Maylandia zebra (zebra mbuna), 3686 nucleotides long. It is a transcript of the gene sntb2, whose product is annotated as syntrophin, beta 2. The record is from RefSeq and is a predicted model, not a curated record. Gene Ontology annotation, cellular component: intracellular anatomical structure; dystrophin-associated glycoprotein complex; synapse. Lineage: Eukaryota; Metazoa; Chordata; Actinopteri; Cichliformes; Cichlidae. Gene Ontology annotation, molecular function: protein binding; structural molecule activity.
UGGUUUCCUGCACUGGCAGGAGCCGUCUACUCUGACCGCUUUUUUUAUUUUGAAAGGGUUGACAGGAAGCUUUCUCGUUUCAGUCGCUCUAACUUCCAGUGGAAGUUGGACAUCCUCAGAUCCUGAACUCAACAACAAGCUGGCACAUCACAGCCAGUUGUGCUUUUCCUCUUCUCUCUCUGUGUUCUGGGAGUCCUUCUGUCUCCCCCCACCUCUGCCUGCAGUCACGGCGGGAGUGGGUGUGUCAAUGCGGGCCCGUGGAGCCUAGUCGCUGCUUGUGCGCGCUCUGAAAAAGAGGAAAAAGUUGAUGAUGAGUUUAGUGUGAAAGCGGCCCGCCUCGGAGCAGGCUAACCGUCCCGGAAUGGCAGUUUGGACCCGAGCAGACAAAAACGGACAGCUGGACCUUCUGCUCCGUGACCGCUGGAUCCGAGUGACCGCCGAGCUCACCCGAGAAACGCUCACUUUGACGGCCGACGCGGAGGCAACCGGCCCCGGGACCAAUCACUGGGACUACAGCAACUCUUCGGCGGGCCUGCGAAAUGGCAUGUCAAACGGAAACGACCCGGGAACAAGUCCCGGGAACCCCGGCCGCGGUCAUUCCUCGGGUCAGGACCAACUCCAGAACCAGAGCCACGGGGGUCGGGGGCGCAGUGGCAGCCCGGGGCGCGGGGGGGUCAGUCGGGGUCAGUACGACGGUGGUUACAGCAUGAACAGCCCUGGAAAGUACCCGAAUAACGGCACUAACUCAGACUUCGGGAGCCCCGGCUCCAGCUACGGCAGCCCCGGGUCCAGUUUCGGGUCGAGACCAGGCGACUUCCACGUCAGCCUGGACGGGUCUUCGGAAGCUGUGCGCAAAGUCCGGGUUGUCAAACAGGAGUCUGGCGGGCUGGGGAUCAGCAUUAAGGGGGGGCGCGAGAACAGGAUGCCCAUCCUCAUCUCAAAGAUCUUCCCGGGGCUCGCCGCAGACCAGAGCCGGGCUCUCCGGGUGGGCGACGCGAUCCUGUCGGUGAACGGCAACGACCUCCGGGAGGCAACGCACGACCAGGCGGUCCAGGCGCUCAAGAAGGCAGGCAAAGAAGUCACGCUGGAGGUGAAGUACAUCCGUGAGGUUUCUCCACUGUUCAAGAAGCCAUCCCUGGUGGCUGACCUGCCGUGGGACGGCGUCCGCCCACAGUCACCCAGCUACAGCGGCAGCGAUGACUCAGGGUCGCCCAAACACAGCAGCAGCUCCUCCUCAUCCAAAGACAGAAAGGUCAUCAGUCUGAAGAUGUGCUUCAUCUGCAGAAACCUCACCAUGCCAGACCUGGAGAACAGACUGUUAGAGCUCCAUUCCCCAGACGGCCAGCACACGGUGGUGCUGCGAUGUAAAGACGGCCCCACCGCCAACACCUGGUUCACUGCCAUCCACACCAACAUUGCCGCCCUGCUGCCACAGACCUUGGCUCACAUCAGCGCCUACCUGGGGGCCUCGACCUCAGCCUCCACACACCCCCAUCUCAAACACAUCGGCUGGCUGGCUGAACAGGUCCAGCUAGAAGGUGGACGCCAGCAGUUUAGACCAGUGGUCAUGGCGCUGACCGAGAAGGACAUCCUGCUAUUUGAAUCGGUGCCGUGGAGCCGAGAGUCCUGGUCCAUGCCUGUGCUCACACACCCGCUGCUCGCCACCAGACUGGUUCACUCAGGCAGCGCCCGCAGUUCUCCCGCCCAGGGUUCAGACCUGGUGUUUGCCACUCGGACUGGAACGGGCCGGGGCAUCGAGUCCCACAUCUUCCGAGUGGAGACCCACUGGGAUCUGUCAUCAUGGACGCGAGCCCUCGUGCAGGGGACGCACACGGCCGCUGAGAUCAUCAAAGAAGUCUCCAUUGGUUGCACAUUGAACAGACAGGAAGUUAGGCUGACUCUACACUAUGAAAAAGGCUUCACUGUGACGAGGGAGCCAGCCGACCCGAGCGGGGGGGCUGUGCUGUACAGAUACCCCUACGAGAAGCUUAAAAUGUCUGCCGACGAUGGAAUACGCAACCUGUACCUUGACUUCGGAGGUCCAGAGGGAGAAAUGGUGUUUGAUCUCCACUCGGGUCCAAAGCCAGUGGUGUUCGUCCUGCACUCCUUCCUGUCAGCCAAACUCACUCGCAUGGGUCUUCUGACGUGAAGCCUGCCAAAUGCUGACAGCGUGGAUGAGAGGAUUCUUUUUUCUUUCUCGUUUUCAUUUCUUUUUAAUAUCUUGUUCGUUUUUCCAACUUGUCCGCUCACAGCUGAAGUCAGGCCUGGCGUGGUGCUGCAGGGGGAACCUUAACCCAAGGAGGUGCUUUGUCUGAUUGUCUCAAAAAUGUGCCUUCUCUUCCAGCUUCUCCUCGGCCCCUUGUGGUCAGCUGCGUUGCGAGGCGAGGUACAAGGAAGGGGCACUUUGUUUUAAGUCACGAGGUGAAGGGAGACUGUUUUCACAGAAAACAAAAAGUGUGUACAUAUAUAUAGCAGUUAACAGUCUCAUAACAUUCCACGUGAUUGUGGGGCUUUUUCUUUUUAAAUAUAUUUCAUUAUAAAUAUCCGAUGAGAUGUUGAUGCAGCCGAUGUGCUUAUGAGAUUGCAGCACUUGUGCGCUCUAAGAAACGUGUUAGUGAAGUGCAUCGAACUAAAGGAAGGCUUUUUUAACUGACCAAGCGCAGAUUGGUAAAUGCUCCCAGUUUUUACUCUGCCUAUCAUUCCACGACAGCCUUCUGGUGUAUUUUGGGCUCUUUUUAAAGCGUGCGUGUUUGUCUUUGUGAGAGGAAGACGCUGCUUUAGAGUCGCGAUGCAGUUACCCGAGCGGAGGUUGUGCGCGUGAAAGAUUUCUGCGGACGAGUGUGUCUUUCCUCGCUGCACGCUGCCGUUGGCUUGAUAGUGUGCCUCAUAGUUUUAGCACAUUAUCCCAAACUACUGUUGUAAUCAGGAUCACCAACUGUGCCUUGUUACUUGUAGUCAGAGACACUCUUUAUAGUGUUCCCUUUUUUUUUAAAUUCACACAAUAAGAGAAUUUUACGCUUCAGUCAUGCACAAGCAAUAGUAUUACUCUUAUAGUGUAAACAAUGUUACGAUUUUUUUAGUGUGUAUCUCCUGAAAGCAUGACUUCCUGAUGUUUAUAUAUGACGAUUAUAUAUGACAUGACCGUGCGUUACCUCCCCCACCCGCGACUCAGACACCUACACUACCACAUCGUCUCAUCUCAUUCUGCUUCGCUUGUGAUUACACCUCUCUGGUUGCCAUGCCCACAUCAGCAUUUGUGUGGUCAAAUACCUUUUAACAGGAGCGUCACAUGACAGUGAGCUGACAGUGAACUGACAGUGAAUGUUAAAACUGCCUCACCUCCUAAAACAAAAACAAAAAACAGAUUCAGGAAAGUUGUAAUAUCUUAUUUCUGGGUGAUUGAAUGUUCAAAGAUCAGUGUUCCUCUGGAGUACCAUGAAUGGCCGAGUUUACCCAACAAGUUCUACAGUGAAUUUUUCUCAUUUUAAGCACCCAAAGUGAAAAAUAUUAAACCUUAACAGAAGUUUAAAAAAAGUCUCUCAUAUUAGGUGGACCUGUUGCGCUCGCUUCCAGCUCUUUAUUUGUCCUCUAGCACAGCGGUCCCCAAACUUUUUUGCGCCACGGACCGGUUUAUGCCCGACAAUAUUUUCAUGGACCGGCCUUUAAGGUGUCGCGGAUAAAUACAA